AUGGCUAAGGCAUCCAAGGCUACCAAGAAGUUCCAAAAUAAACAUUUGAAGCACACGUUAGAUCAUCGUAAGAAAGUCCAGAAAUAUAACAAGACACAUGGGAAAAAGAAACUGCCAGUAAAUUCUGAUGCUACUGACAAGAGAGAAAGCAAAGCAACAAGAGAAGUCUUUGAAGAUAUGUCAGUAGACGACUUUCUUUCAGGGGAUUUUGAAGUGCCGAAGAAGAAACAUUCUCGUGGUAAGGAACAGGAUAUUGAUGACAAUGAUUCUUCGUCAUCUGAAGAUGAAGAGCAGAUGAAACAAGAUUUAGAGAACUUGGCAGAAAAAGACCCCGAGUUUUAUAAAUACUUACAAAACAAUGAUAAAGACUUAUUGGAAUAUGAGGGCGUUAAUCCAUUGGAUGCUAUCAGCGACGAUGAAGAAGAACUUUCUUCAGAGGAAGCUCCUAAUGCGAACAUUGUGAAGGACACCCCACAGGAGACUGAAAAAGUUGAACUAACUUCUAGCUUGGUAAAAAAAUGGGGAAAAGAAUUGGAUGAGCCAUCAAGUAAGUUAAUUAGGAACAUUUCGAUAGCUUUCAAAGCUGCCAUUAAUGUGAAUAGAGCGAAUGAAGAAGACUAUAAGUAUGCAGUGACUGAUCCUACAGCAUUCCACGAAUUAAUGAUGUUGACCUUGAAAAAGCUUCCUACGGCCAUACAAAAGCUUGUUAAAUACAAAGUAAAUCCUCAGACUGGAGCCAGAUCACUCCCUCAAUCGAAAAAUGCUACUCAAAUGUCGAGUAUUCUCAAGUCGCAUGCUGGGUCAUAUAUUACUUUGCUCAAGGACAUAACGAAUACUGAUACGGCUGUUUUAGUAUUGGCAUCCCUUAGAGAGAUUUUACCAUAUUACGUUUCUCAUAGACGGUUAUUAAAAGAUAUAUUCUCAUCAGUAGUUAAUGUUUGGUCUAGUACUGUGGAUAUUGAGACUCAAAUUGCUGCCUUUGCAUUUAUGAACAAUUCAGCCAAAGAAUACAAAAAAUCGGUUUUAGAAAUGAUUUUAAGAUUAAUGUACUCAACGUUUUUGAAGAAUUGUCGUAAGACGAAUAUCUAUACAAUGCCUAUGAUAAACUUUUGUAAGAAUGCUGCUGCUGAUUUGUUUGGAGUUGAUGAAAAUUUGUCUUACCAAAUUGGAUUUGAAUAUAUCAGACAAUUAGCUAUUCAUUUGAGGAACAGCAUCAAUGCAACAUCAAAUGCUAAAGAAGGAUACAAAACAAUUUACAAUUGGCAAUAUUGCCAUUCUUUGGAUUUUUGGUCAAGAGUUAUUUCUCAACUUUGCAACCCAGAGAGAGAAUCGCUAGCUCACAAAUCAAAAGAAUCGCCCUUGAGGCAGUUGAUUUAUCCGUUGGUUCAAGUCACUCUCGGUACCAUUCGGUUGAUUCCAAGUGCUCAGUUUUUUCCAUUGAGAUUUUACUUAAUAAGAUCACUCAUUCGUAUGUCACAAUCAACAGGCGUAUACAUACCUAUUUUUCCCUUAAUUUCAGAGAUAUUGACUUCGACAGCGAUUACGAAGGCACCAAAGUCGUCAAGCUUACAGGCUGUAGACUUUGAACAUGCGAUUAAAGUAAACCAAGCAUACUUAGGAACGAGGGUCUAUCAGACUGGAUUGUGUGAACAAUUCGUAGAGUUGACAGGAGAAUUUUUCGUUUUAUAUUCAAAGAACAUUGCAUUUCCAGAGUUGGUGACACCUGCAGUAUUACUGUUGAGGAGAUUUUUAAAGAAAUCGAAGAACAUGAAGUUUAAUAAGCAAUUACAACAAUUAGUCGAGAAAUUGAAUACUAAUGCAAGGUUUAUAACUGAAAAGAGAGCAAAUGUUGAAUAUGGACCCUCAAACAGAGCUGAGGUUCAACUUUUCUUGAAAGAUUUCGACUGGGAAAAGACUCCCUUGGGUCAAUAUGUAGUUGUACAAAGAAAGUUGAAAGACGAGAAAAUGAGAAUACUCAGAGAAGCAGUAGCGGAAGAAGAAAAAGCCCGUGAACAGAAAGAAAAAGAUGACGAGGAGGAAGAAAUUGAAAUGGCCGAUCUAGAAAAUGAUGAAUCCGAGUUAGAAGAGGAUAAAUAA
Priceomyces carsonii is the source of this 2097-nucleotide messenger RNA. It is a transcript of the gene NOC2, whose product is annotated as mRNA-binding ribosome synthesis protein. Bases 1 to 2097 code for a protein of 698 amino acids. The record is from RefSeq and is a predicted model, not a curated record. Gene Ontology annotation, biological process: ribosomal large subunit biogenesis. Lineage: Eukaryota; Fungi; Ascomycota; Pichiomycetes; Serinales; Debaryomycetaceae. Gene Ontology annotation, cellular component: nucleoplasm; nucleolus; Noc1p-Noc2p complex. The transcript has a single exon.